Messenger RNA from Dama dama (fallow deer), 1704 nucleotides. It is a transcript of the gene B4GALT7, whose product is annotated as beta-1,4-galactosyltransferase 7. The transcript is spliced from 6 exons. The record is from RefSeq and is a predicted model, not a curated record. NCBI's taxonomy places the organism in Eukaryota, Metazoa, Chordata, Mammalia, Artiodactyla, Cervidae. Gene Ontology annotation, biological process: carbohydrate metabolic process; proteoglycan biosynthetic process. Gene Ontology annotation, molecular function: xylosylprotein 4-beta-galactosyltransferase activity. The coding region runs from base 124 to 1158 and encodes 344 amino acids.
GGACCAAGGGGUGGGGCGGACGGGCUUAGGCGGGGCAGGAGGCGGAGGCGCCGCGUAGGCCAGGGAGGCCGGGCUGGCCCGGCUUGGGAGCUCUGUCCUCAUGUGCCGCCGCCGCCUCCAACGAUGUUCCCCUCCCGGAGGAAAGCGGCGCAACUGCCCUGGGAGGACGGCAGGUGGGAUAUUUCCUCAUGUCCAUCUCCCCGGUCUCUACCCCACCCCCAGCAAGAGCCCAGAGGGAGAAUCUAUAGAGGUUCCAGCCUUCCCAGGCCAAUAGCAGGAUUGGCCUCUGCUCCUCCCCAGCGGAAACCCCCACCACAUGACAAUGGGGGGUCCAGGUUGAUUCCCAGUGGCCUCCCCCGGAAAUGUUCCGUCUUCCACCUCUUUGUUGGCUGUCUCUUACUGGGCUUCCUCUCCCUGCUCUGGCUGCAACUCAGCUGCUCUGGGGACGUAGCCUGGGCAGCCAGGGGACAAGGACAGGAGACCCCAGGCCCAUCCCGGGCCUGCCUGCCAGAGCCACCUCGUGAGCACUGGGAAGAAGAUGAGUCGUGGGGCCCCCACCGCCUGGCAGUGCUGGUGCCCUUUCGAGAACGCUUCGAGGAGCUCCUGGUCUUUGUGCCCCACAUGCACCGCUUCUUGAGCAGGAAGAAGAUCCAGCACCACAUCUACGUGCUCAACCAGGUGGAUCAUUUCAGGUUCAACCGGGCAGCACUCAUCAACGUGGGCUUCCUGGAAAGCGGCAACAGCACCGACUACAUUGCCAUGCACGACGUGGACCUGCUCCCUCUCAAUGAGGAACUGGACUAUGGCUUCCCAGAGGCUGGGCCCUUCCACGUGGCCUCCCCGGAGCUCCACCCACUCUACCACUACAAGACCUACGUUGGUGGCAUCCUGCUGCUUUCCAAGCAGCACUACCAGCUGUGCAACGGGAUGUCCAACCGCUUCUGGGGCUGGGGCCGAGAAGACGACGAGUUCUACCGGCGCAUCAAAGGAGCUGGACUCCAGGAGCAGUUCAAGGUGGACCGGGAGGGAGGCCUGAGCACUGUGAAGUACCGCGUGGAUUCCCGUACAGCCCUGUCUGUGGGCGGGGCCCCCUGCACUGUGCUCAACAUCCUGUUGGACUGUGACAAGGCCGCCACUCCAUGGUGCACAUUCAGCUGAGUUGGCUGGACAGUAAGGAGGCUUGUGCCUAUAGGCCACACUGCUACUCAAGCCCAGGACAAAGCCUUGGCCCAGGCCCAGCUCCAGUAGGACAUGGAGUGGCCUGAAGCAGUGGCCAGCCAGCCACACGUUUGCAGCAACCUGGCUCCCAAAGGCAGGCUUGAGCCAGGACAGGACACACACAGGGUGCCUGGGAUGCUACCAGCAAUAAACAGUGAUGGAGAGAGGCUGGGACAUGGCUCCCAACUGGGACUCUCCACCCUGCCUUACUGCUUGCCCUGCCCUGCCCUCUUUUGUGUGCUGAGAUCUGCAAGCUCCUCCCUUUGGACUGCCUCAUGCAGAGAUACAGUUCAGAAGCCAGGCCACUGAUGUGGGUGGCUAGGGCCGUUAGGAGGGUUAAAACUGCAGAGACCAGUGUGCAAGCCCUACAGAGGGAGCAGCUGAGCCCAGCUCUGGCUGGUUGUCACCAUGCAGGAGUGUGGGCCUUGUGUUACCAGGUCUUCUGACUUUUCAAAAGAAACUAGAAUUCUGGAUUCUUGAGUGAAA